Ceutorhynchus assimilis (cabbage seed weevil) is the source of this 1221-nucleotide messenger RNA. The record is from the annotation of a GenBank genome assembly. NCBI's taxonomy places the organism in Eukaryota, Metazoa, Arthropoda, Insecta, Coleoptera, Curculionidae.
AUGAAUCAAACAGUUAAAAUUAAAAAACCGAACAGGAAAACUGCUAAAGAAGAACUAGAAAACCUAUCCAAAGAGGAACUAAUCUCAAUGAUACAAUCUCUUGAAGCCCACAAUGUCCAACUCCAAAAUAUCAUUAACAAAUCAAACCACACUACAUCAAUUGCCAAAAUGAGCGACUUUGAUUUUUCCAAAUGUAAAUUUCGCCACAUUCUUUUACACGUCUUUUAUUUAGGCUGGGAUUAUAGGGGAUUCGCGGUCCAAGAAGACACCACAAAUACAGUGGAACACCAUCUGUUUCAAGCUCUCAGGAGGACUUGUCUGAUAAAAGACAGAAGUUCCUCAAAUUAUCACAGAUGCGGCAGAACUGAUAAAGGUGUCAGCUCUUUCGGACAAGUAAUUUCCAUUAAUGUUAGAUCCGUAUCUGACAAUGCGGACAAUGAAAUUGAUUAUUGUAAAGUCUUGAAUAGGGUUUUACCCAAUAAUAUUCAGUGUGUUGCUUGGGCUGCUGUCGAGGAAGAUUUCAGUGCAAGAUUCGAUUGCACUUGUAGGACUUAUAAGUAUUAUUUUCCCAAAGGAAAAUUGAAUAUUCAGAAAAUGCAAGAGGCUUGUAGAAAAUUCAUUGGCAGUCACGACUUUAGGAAUUUUGCCAAAAUGGACGUUGGCAACGGCGUAGUCCAAUUUACAAGAAACAUCAAAAAUUUCCAAAUAGAAGAUUUAAGCAGCUCAAUGUAUGUAGCAAUAAUAAAAGGCAAUGCAUUUAUUUGGCACCAAAUCCGUUACAUGAUGGGCAUUUUGUUUUUGAUUGGCUCUGACAAGGAAGAGCCCAGCAUAAUAGACGAACUGUUGAAUGUAGAAACAAAUCCCAGGAAACCAGAUUAUAAUAUGGCUAACGAGAUUCCUUUGAAUUUAUUUUAUUGUGAAUAUGAAAAUGCUCGAUGGCAUGUGAGCCAAGAAAACUUAAAAUGUGUAAUUGAUACUAUGCAGCAGAUAUGGACUUUUUCAAAUGUAAAGAGUGUAAUGAUUAAGGAUAUAAUAAAUAAUUUAUAUGGUAAAUUGGACAAUAAGGAUGAAACUAAAUGUCUGAGCGAACAUUUAGUUGCAGGGGUAAAAGCCAAAAACUACGUGCCCGUAAUGAAAAGACAAAAAUGCGAGAGCUUAGAAAAUAAAAUUGUACAUUAUUCGAAAAGAAAACGUAUCGAAAUUAUACCUAGUGAUCCAUGA